GAAUUAUGGAACUCGGCGAUGGACUUUUACUAGAGAAAUGGUACCAUAUUGCUUAUACACUUUCUGACUCGGAAAAAAGGUUAGACGUCUACAUAGAUGGUGAAUGGCUCGGAUUCUACAGUAUCCAGGACUUUAAAAAGCAAAGGGUUAUCUUUAAUGAUGGGCCAUUGUAUAUUGGCAAAGCUUACGAUUUGGGAUUUAAUGGUGAAAUUAGGAAUGUUCGUAAUUUCAACUGGCGUUUAUCGGCCGGAGAAAAAAAACCAAUUGUAUAUGGAUCAAAAGUUGCUCUUAUUCAUGUGCCUACAGGAAAAUAUUUGUCUACUAAAGGAGUUAAAUAUGAUUUGGGACCGAAUAAUAAGCAAUAUAUGGUCAUUUGCAGUGGCAAAGAGAUAGAUUUGGUAAAAGAUGUUUGGACAAUUGUUGGGGCUCAUGAUGAAAGCGUAAAUAUGGGAAACUCUGUACUCUUUAAUUCAAUAAUUGGAUUUAAGCAUCAAGCUACGAAUUUAUGUCUGCAUUCUCAUGGUACGGGAGCAGGAGUCACACCCAAAUCAAAUUCUCAACAAGUGACUCUCUGCCCGGGUAGAGGUGGUGACAAUGAUUGGCUAGUUCGACGUUUUGGUCCUGACACUUCCUAUAGUCAUUUGACGAACGAAGACGUUAUUAAUCUUUUUCAUAUUGCUACUAACAAACCAGCACUUUGCAGUCACUCUGUUAUAUUGAAUGACGGAAGCCAAGAGGUUUGUUGCAAUGGUGAUGGAAGUGAUGAGAAAAAUAUGUGGCUUAUUAAAUUAAUUGAAUGA
This is a messenger RNA of Dentiscutata heterogama, 800 nucleotides long. NCBI's taxonomy places the organism in Eukaryota, Fungi, Glomeromycota, Glomeromycetes, Diversisporales, Gigasporaceae. The record is from the annotation of a GenBank genome assembly.